CGGGAACUUAGUGGCACAAACUUCGAUUUUUGUGACUUUGCGGUUUUGCAAACGGUCUGAGUCAUCAUUUCUCGACAGCGUGGCUGUUUUGGGGGCCGGUCGCAGCUCCCCGGCAGCCAUUUUGUGAAUGCCCAAACCCCCUUCUCGCUAACCAGGCAGCCAUUUUCUAUAAUCCCCCUAACCCCUCCCCCUCCUCCGGUUCUGAAACACUCAAAAUGAUGGGCAGCCCACAAGGAUGCUGUGGUCCUUUGGGGACUCACGUCAGGGGCUGCCGGACCUGUACCACGUUCUGUACCACGUACCAUGGUAGAGGGGGCUGGACUAGAAGACCUCCAAGGUCCCUCCCAGCUCUAUUCUAUUCUAUUCUGCCAGGGGACAAAAGGGAGCAGAGGCAAUUUUCUACCCUCGUGGAAGUGCUUUUCCAAUUCCUGCGAGAACCCAAAGAGGUGGAGAGGUUCCUGGCUCACCUGUCCGACUUCGCUACAGGGAAUAAAAUCAGCCUCGGCCCUCUGAAGAGUAUCAUCAAAAGCCUCUUGCUGGUGCCCAGUGGUGCCUUAAAGCGGAGCCUGUCUGCAGAACAAGUCCGAGCAGAUCUUAUCACCCUGGGGCUGAGCGAGGAAAAGGCCAGGUAUUUUGAAGAACAGUGGAAGGAAACUUCUCCCGCCCUCUCACGCCUGGCUGUGGGGCAGACGCUGAUGGUUAAUCAGCUAACAGACAUGGAGUGGAAAUUUGGAGUGACGGCCGGAAGCAGUGAGAUGGAGAAAGUAGGAAGCAUUUUCCUGCAGCUGAAACUGGUGGUUAAGAAAGGCAGCCGGCUGGAACCAGUAUAUCUAGAAUUAACCCUGCCCCAGUUUUACAGCUUCCUUCACGAGAUGGAAAGGAUGAAGUCCAGCCUGGAGAGCCUCAGCUGAUUUUCCUGCCCACCAGACUCUGCAGGACAUCUGGACCUCAGGACCAAGACCAUUCCUUCCUUCCGCUGGGGGGGUGGGGGUGGGGGUGGGAAUUGCAAUCCAUUCUGGAUUGAGUGGGCGAAAUACAGUUUCACGGUUAAAAUGGUUUGUACAACCUGUCGGUCCCGGUUUGCAUCAAAGGACAAGAUGGGAAAUGGUUUGUGGAAGCAAAACUGAAAUGGAAAAUAAAAGUUUCUCCUUUCAAACAA
Molecule: messenger RNA, 1159 nt
Organism: Pantherophis guttatus
Lineage: Eukaryota; Metazoa; Chordata; Lepidosauria; Squamata; Colubridae
Source: RefSeq, a predicted model, not a curated record